GACUUUCGAGCACUCGACUAUGUGUCGGCGUAUGACAGCAAUCUGAUGUGCCCGAUCUGCCGGAGCGCCUUUGUCAACCCGGUUGUUGUAGCCGAUUGCGACCACCAUUUCUGCCGCGACUGCCUCGACUACACAACCAGCUGGAACCAGUAUUCGGGCACUUGUCCUGCUUGUCGCUGUCCUGGACGCUUGAUCGGCUCUGGCUCAGCUUCUAAGCUUCUGCUCAACAUUCUGGAUGACCUCGUCGUCAAGUGCCCCAAUCAGCCCGAGGGAUGCGACAAACAAGUCAAGAGAGGCCACUUAGUCGACCACAUCAACAUCUACUGCGACUACACCUUGAUUGACUGUCCAGACGACGAAUGCGACAAGAAAGUCCGCCGAAAAGACGCCGCGCAUUGUGUGCAUCAGCCUGUCUCCUGCCUCGCUUGCCGCCAGUCCAUGACCGUCCAGGACCUUCAAUCACACUGGCAGACCGUAUGUGCCGAUCACGACGUUCCCUGCCCGUCCUGCGCCGCCUCAAUACCCUACCGCUACCAGCAAACCCACCUCGCCAACCACUGCCCCGAGACCAAUGCUGCCUGUCCCGCUCGACAAUUCGGCUGCCCCUUCAGCACCAAGCGCAAGCACCUUUCGAGUCACGCUAUCAUGUGUUCGCUGGCGAAACUCGCUCCAUACCUCUCAGCUCAGCAACAACGUCAAGACGAACAAGACCAAGCUCGUCAGCUGCUUGAGAAGAAGUUACAAAGCCUACAACAAGACUUGUCCGAAUACAAGAACUUGUCACAUCAGGACAAGAGAGCCCCUGCCCCGCGAGAAGAACCCUUGUAUUUCCCCAACAACGUCGCAGACUUUGAACUGCCAGACUUCCAAGACUUCCAACCUCACGCCUCGCCAACCCAGCACCUCCUCUCUCUGCAUGAGAAUCUGCGGGAAGAAGUCUCGCGCCAAGCAAACACUAUUCAUGAGGUCGACACCAGGCUAAGCAUGAUGCUGCUGAAUGAGAACAUGCGCCUCAAGGACGAACUGGCCUACCAGGGCGCUCAGCUCAGCGCUCUCAUGCGACAGGUCGGCUGGUUGACAAACGCACGCCUGCAG
Aureobasidium melanogenum CBS 110374 is the source of this 1095-nucleotide messenger RNA. RefSeq lists its product as uncharacterized. The annotation marks the transcript as partial. The record is from RefSeq and is a predicted model, not a curated record. Gene Ontology annotation, molecular function: zinc ion binding. Lineage: Eukaryota; Fungi; Ascomycota; Dothideomycetes; Dothideales; Saccotheciaceae. The transcript is spliced from 2 exons.